UCCUGCUCCGCGCGGAGCAUGGAGCUCCUACUGUAGACUUUCUGGAAAACAGCAGCAAAACAAAAUGUCGAUGGAAGACCCGUUUUUCGUCGUCAAGGGUGAGGUCCAGAAGGCUGUGAAUACAGCUCAGGGGCUGCACCAGAGAUGGAGCGAGCUCCUCCAGGAACCUGCUGGUGCUUCCAAGGAGGAGAUGGACUGGACCACCAACGAACUGAGGAACAGCCUGCGAUCUAUAGAGUGGGACCUAGAAGACCUUGAUGAAACUAUUAGUAUUGUGGAAUCAAACCCAAAGAAGUUCAAUCUGGAUGCAGCAGAGCUGUCUAAACGCAAAGCCUUCAUCAGUAGCACCAGACAAAUUGUCAAGGAAAUGAAAGACCACAUGUCCAGCCCAAUGGUAAUCACCUUGUCAGAUAAGAAAGGCCGACAGGCUCUGAUGGGGGAUCAGGGUCUUCGCAGCCCCAUCUGGCAGCCAGGCUCGGACAGAUACACACGGCUGGACCGGGAGCUCCAGACAGCCAACUCCCAGUUCAUAGAAGAACAGCAGUCACAGCAGCAGCUGAUUGCAGAGCAGCAGGACGACCAGUUGGAGUUGGUGUCGGGGACCAUCGGCGUUUUAAAGAACAUGUCUGAGCGGAUCGGUAUGGAGCUGGACGAACAGGCUGUGAUGCUGGAUGACUUCACCCACGAGAUAGACAACACCCAGUCCAGACUGGACAACGUGAUGAAGAAGCUGGCCAAGGUGUCCCACAUGACCAGUGACCGUCGUCAGUGGUGUGCUAUUGGGAUCCUGCUGGCCAUCCUUUUUGUGGUCAUCCUGCUCUUCUUCAUUCUCUGAUGGAUUAUCCUCAUCUUCCAUAUCCUGACCACCACUCUCUGUGGUUGGAGUCUACCCUGUCCUACCUAGCCCUGUAUCGACUUAACCCUGUCUCUACUGGACUCUGCUGAACUCUGCUGGACUCUAGUGGACCCUACUACACUCCUGAACUCGACUGAAUUCUACAGAACCCUGUGUCUACUGGAUCCUAGUGGAAUGUACUGGACUCUACAGGACCCCAGUAGACUGCCUGUCCCCCCCGAUCUGUUCUCCCAUCAACCAGACGUUUCCUGUUCCCUCUCGGUGGGGGAUGCUGUGAUCACAUGAUGGUAUUGGACUGACAAGUGAGAUGUGGGUCCUCAGGAUGUUGGUCCGAGGUGAACCAGGGUGUAAAUGUUUGUGGUGGGAUUUUAGAGGAUAUGAUAUGACUGUUUUACACUCACCUCAUGUCUUUCUUCUUAUGGCAAGAUUAUUCUAGUUGAGAAACACUACCAUCCUGUCAGCUUAGCUUCACUCCUUCCCUAGCAAGGACAACACAAGCGGGUAACUGUAAACACUACACAUUCUGUCUUUACUUUCUGAGUUUGGUGUCAUUUUGUUCCAUGUGUUUCUGAAUCCUUUGUCUUAGUAUUUGAAUGAAGUGAAGAGUGAUCUGGAGAACGGAGGAGCGUGUGCUGUAAACGGUUAAAAAUAUGCAGUCUGUCAGGGUUGAUUGGCGUGCAACUGAUUGAGGGAGACAUCUUAUCAACCUCACCCACACCCCUCUCCUCAUGCAACAGUAAUAACGGAAUUGCACCUUUAAGUUGCUGCUCUUUGGGUUGCUUUUGACAGGGUCAAGGCCUUUACACACCGGGGACGUGACAAAUAAAUGACACUAAAGUGCGACAUACUCACCUGUGAAUAUUUCACAUCAAUACUAUUCAUACCGGCGAUACAAACUCGCGAGACAGAUAACUAUGACACUGUUACCUUGCUACCAACUCUACUACAUCCAGAAGUAAACAGCAUAAGCUGCUCACUAACCACAUAGUUGGACGUUGUCCUUGAGUUCAUUGUCUUCAUAAUUUUGUGUCCAUUGUCACACAAUACAGGCUGA
This is a messenger RNA of Lampris incognitus (smalleye Pacific opah), 1910 nucleotides long. RefSeq names its product syntaxin 6 (gene stx6). Bases 65 to 835 code for a protein of 256 amino acids. The transcript has 8 exons. Gene Ontology annotation, biological process: intracellular protein transport; vesicle fusion; Golgi vesicle transport. Gene Ontology annotation, molecular function: SNAP receptor activity; SNARE binding. NCBI's taxonomy places the organism in Eukaryota, Metazoa, Chordata, Actinopteri, Lampriformes, Lampridae. The record is from RefSeq and is a predicted model, not a curated record. Gene Ontology annotation, cellular component: endomembrane system; synaptic vesicle membrane; SNARE complex.